Molecule: messenger RNA, 4007 nt
Organism: Xiphias gladius (swordfish)
Lineage: Eukaryota; Metazoa; Chordata; Actinopteri; Istiophoriformes; Xiphiidae
Gene: selenbp1
Product: selenium binding protein 1
Exons: 13
Coding region: 1468-2898 (476 amino acids)
Molecular function (GO): protein binding; selenium binding
Source: RefSeq, a predicted model, not a curated record
GCAGCAGCGAGCGGGAAGUAGCUUCCAGUGGGUCUUCGCUGCGAAGAGCCCCCCGCUGCAGAGUCAGACCGUGACUUUCGACCAUCGUCGCGAGGACAUUUCUACCGCGCGGCGACAUCCCGGUCCUCGCAACUUCAAAGGGCUCGGUUUUAGAAUCAGGUUUAGGUUAGGGUCAGGGUAAGGGACUUGGGAAUGCACUAUGUGAAUAAGGGUCCUCACAAGUGUAGAAAGACCUCCACCAAGGAGGUCAUGCCGGAUCACACGAAAACUACUGAACCGAUCUGCAGGAAACUCGGUUUAGGGACGGGGCCUGGACCAGGGAAAUCCGAGAUUUCAAUUGAUGUUUGAACCAGAAUCUUCCUGAUAAAAUGAUGCAUUCACUGACAAAUUACUGCGACUAAUCUUCCCUAUAAACUGUAUAUAAAGUCAUGACUCAGCUCCUGAUUCACCGGGGUGGAGGUUGUUCAACACACAUCAAUCCUCCAUGUUAGGACUCAACACAGAACAGCUUUUGUUCUUCUCUUCCUUUUGCUUUCUGAGGAGCAUUUUCACCCAUAAAGCAGUUUAAUAAAACAACCAAGUGUCUGAGCAAAGACCAGAACUUGUCCCUUUGAAAUGGACACGAAACAGCACAAAGAGCAAACUGUGAUGAAUGAAUGAAAAGACCCUGAAACUCAUUGAUUCACAGGAAAACUAAAAAAGACAGAAACACAAUGAAAUACAGCAGAAAAAAAAGAUAUGAAAAACACACGACGAUGUUUUAGAUCAGUGGGUCCCAAACUGAAUUUGAGGGCAGUGGUGGAAAGUAACUGAGUACAUUUACUCAAGUAGUUAGAUGUCCUCGUGUUUUACUUGAGUAUUUCCAUUUUCUGCUGCUUUCCACUUGUACUGCAGUAGGUGUAUCUGACAGCGUAGUUUCUGUUUAAGAUGAUUAAGAUUUUGCAGAAAGAAACCAACACAAACGUAUAAAAUCCAACACGUUUUCUGAUGUCGAGGCGGCGGUGAGAAUCCGACCAGCGCUGUAUGAGAGCUGCGUUUGCUCUUCCUCCCUCUCCCGCUGAUCAUCAUCAUUCAGCGGCCGAUGGGCGAGUUCCUAGCGUUAUUAUCGGACACCUUGAGACCCGGGGAGCCGGGCUCUUCUGGACCCAGAGGACGGAUCACCACACUGACACGGGAGCUGUGAAAUUCAAGGAAGCCGAUUCCUCCCAACUGUCGGAUGUCAGAGCGUCUUUAAAUGCGACUCGAGCUCAGAGUUGCAGCCUGUGCAGGUCGAUUUUUCUAGAAGGAAACUGAUGUGCAGCUGCAGCCAAAGGUCCGGCUCAGUCUGGCACGUGGACUCGGUCUGAGCAGGACUUCACAGACCUGACUGAAGAAUCGACGUUGUUGGCUGAGUCUGAGCAGCAAGACAUUUAUCAGUGACCUCGCCCUCGCCACAGCCAACUCUCACCCGAUCACCUGAUCGAUCACAUGCCUGAUCAGAGAGCCAGCUGUUCAGGAUGUGGACCAGGAUACCGCAGCCCGCUGGACGCAAUGAAGGGUCCUCGGGAGGAGAUCGUCUACCUGCCCUGCAUCUACCGCAACACCGACGUUCUGAAACCUGACUACCUGGCUACUGUCGACGUGGACCCAAAAUCCCCCACCUACUGCCAGGUGAUCCACCGGCUGCCGAUGCCAAACCUUCGCGACGAGCUGCAUCACUCCGGCUGGAACGCCUGUAGCAGCUGCUUCGGAGACGCGUCGAAGAAAAGAAACCGCCUGAUUCUGCCAUCUCUCAUCUCCUCGAGAAUCUAUGUGGUCGAUGUCGGGACGAAUCCCAGAGCGCCGCAGAUGCACACGAUGGUGGAACCUGUGGAUCUUUACUGGAAGUGUGACCUGGCAAACCCUCACACUUCUCACUGUCUGGGCAAUGGGCAAAUCAUGAUCAGCUGCAUGGGAGAUCCUUCCGGCAAUGGCAAGGGUGGUUUCAUUCUGCUGGACGGUGAGACCUUCAAGGUGGUCGGUAACUGGGAGCAUCCAGGCGAAGCAGCGCCCUUUGGGUAUGACUUCUGGUACCAACCUCGACACAACGUAAUGAUCAGCACCGAAUGGGGCGCACCUAAAGCUCUGGCUGAUGGUUUUAAUCCUGCCCACAUCAAGGAAGGUCACUAUGGCAGCUCCAUCCAUGUUUGGGACUGGACCACCCACAGAAAGCUGCAGACGCUCGAUCUGGGUGAGGAGGGUGCUAUUCCUCUGGAGGUCCGAUUCCUCCACAACCCCAGUGCCACCGAGGGCUACGUAGGAUGUGCUCUGAAAUCAACUGUCUUCAGAUUCUACAAAACACCAGAGGGGGACUGGGCAGCAGAGAAGGUGAUCAGUGUUCCCAGUAAGAAGGUGGAGGGAUGGAUGCUGCCUGAGAUGCCCGGUCUGAUCACAGACAUCCUGGUGUCAUUGGACGACCGUUUCCUCUACUUCAGUAAUUGGCUGCACGGUGACAUCCGACAGUAUGACAUCACAGACAGGAGGAACCCCCGAUUGGUCGGCCAGGUGUUUGUGGGAGGAAGUAUUGUCAGUGAUGGACCCGUCCUCAUCCUGGAGGACCCUGAGAACCAGCCACAGCCCCGCCCAUGCAUUAUCAAGGGGAGGCGUGUCUACGGAGGUCCUCAGAUGUUACAGUUAAGUUUGGAUGGUCAGAGACUUUAUGUGACGACGUCUCUGUACAGCAGCUGGGACAAACAGUUCUACCCAGACAUGCUCAAAGAGGGCUCAGUGAUGAUGCAGAUCGAUGUGAACUCUGUUAGUGGAGGUCUCUCCCUGAAUGAAAACUUCCUGGUGGAUUUCGGUAAAGAACCAGGCGGUCCGGCUCUCGCCCACGAGCUGCGAUAUCCAGGAGGAGACUGUACGUCAGAUAUCUGGAUGUGAGGGCAUCAAACUACAGACCCAAGAUCUGACGUCUCAGACAAGAUGUUAAAACGUCUCCGCCUUCAAAUGACAAGAUAAAUCCAGGCUGGAGUUUGUCUUUAAUGGUCCCAUCUAGAAAAAAACUGUGAAAAACAGAUAAUUUUUACAUGUUUUGGUUCCUUUGGGCUUUAAAAAUAAAAAACAAAUUAAUUAUUUCCAACUGACCACACUUUUUUUUUUUUAACUCUGAGCCGUCACAUAAAUAUUUUCUCCAAUUAUAUGAAAUAAAUUCGACUUAACAGUCACAAAAAUGAUGUGCAAACUGAAAACCAAACAGACUAAAGCAUUAAUAUCUGACAGUUAUAAAAUAAACAAUAUUUAACAAAUAUAAUAAUAACAAGAGCAGCAGCAAUAGCAAUUGUAGUUUAUUUAGUUGCACAAAUAACGAGAUAAAAACAACCCAUCAUAGGAGUAUGUGAACAUCUCAGAAUUAGAAUUGAUUAGAAUUAGUAUUAAAAUAAUCAUUAGUUGCAGCCUGAUAUAAAAGCUAAAAAUCAGCUUCAUGUCAACCAGCUACAGCAGUAAAAUGCUGUUUACACAUUUUUCUGCUCUGAGUACUUUGGCUUAUAAUACUUUCAGGACAUUUUCCUGAUUAUACUUUUACUUCAGCGACAUUUUCAGUGCAGGACUUGUAAUGAAUCAUACUGAAAACAGUCUGUGAUCGGACAACUUUGUAUUCGAUGGGCAUUUUCCGUCUUUGUCUCAGUGAUGAUUUCAAAGUAAAAUGAAUGUUUCUCACUCAGGUUUAUCAGACAUUGAACAUUUUGUCUCAUUUAGUGUCAUAGAAAUAAUCCCAUUUUUCAUUUUGUGGUCAAUUAAGUUUCUUCUCAGUCAGAAGUUUGUUUCUUUUCUAUAAAUCCGGCAGAUGUUUGUGAAUAUUCAUGUGUCAGACUCAAUAAUCAGGCUGUGACUCUCCUACAUGUCAGCUGGGUUUUCUGUAUCUGUGAAAUAAAACUCACCUGUUUGACUGUAACUGGUGUCACCUGUCGGCCAGUGUUGUUCCCUGCAGCGCCCCCUGUCGCUCAAACUGUAAACAUGAUGUUGAAAUAAAGCACAGUGUCUGAAAAUUC